Molecule: messenger RNA, 1541 nt
Organism: Nerophis lumbriciformis (worm pipefish)
Lineage: Eukaryota; Metazoa; Chordata; Actinopteri; Syngnathiformes; Syngnathidae
Gene: errfi1b
Product: ERBB receptor feedback inhibitor 1b
Biological process (GO): negative regulation of epidermal growth factor receptor signaling pathway; regulation of keratinocyte differentiation
Source: RefSeq, a predicted model, not a curated record
AGUCGCAUCAGCCACAUGACGAUGCCUUCGGACUGUUGAUACCCAUGAAAGCACACAUGGCUCGUACCUGGUCCCGGUCCUGGUCCCGGUCCUGGUCCUGGUCCUAGAAUGCUUAGUAGGAGCUAGUCUUACUACUACCGGAAGUCAUCCAUGGACGCACUGUCGCUUGCCACUGAUUACGGUGAGGCCAUAAUGGGUUGAACGGCGAGACCUUCAUAUGAUUUUUAAGAACUCGAGCACUGCGCUGACACUACAACGUCAUGAGUCAUAACAACAACUACUGGGGACAACAUGACCUAAGCAGAGUGUGCUUGGGCCUGCCCAGCGGCAACGCGGAACACAACCUGGCGGAGCUUCAACCGCAGCAACUGGACAACGAAGCUCGCAUCCGAACACAGCCGUCUCCUUGCUACUCUGACUCCUACCACCUUCCCUUGGAUCCUCAGACCCUGCGACCUCAUGAAGGAGACCAGGUGGUUCCAUAUUCUUCUGCCCAGAGAAGGACAUUGUUUUGGGGCCAGCAGCAAAAAGAAGCCAAACCUCUACCGCCAUUACCCAACGCCGAGGAGCUCAUGUCGGAUGAGGCGGCCGACAAUGAGGUGGAGUUUUUCACCAGCGAGCGACGCCCACUUUUGCCCAGGAGCUGCCCUAAGAGCAUGUGCAGGAGCAGAGGUCGGACAAAUCCGGCCUAUCGUGGGGGUUCUUUGCAGUCUGAAAGAGGCUUCUUGGCCUUCUCCUGGCCUGGAGAGGAGAGACAGACUGUCAAAGGUGCUCCUAAUAUGUUCAGCAAACCUCCAGACUAUUCGCCUUCAGAGAAGCCCGUGAUUCCCCCUCGCAUUCCCAUACCGCCAAAAACCUCAAAGACUACAAAUAGCGAGGAUAAACCGCCCAAAAUCCCGCCGAGGGUCCCGCUGGUACCGCCGUGCCCGCCCCGCUCCCCGAGCCCUAAAAGCUUGCCGAUCUACAUCAACGGCGUGAUGCCGCCCACGCAGAGUUUUGCCGCCGACCCGCAGUAUGUGAGCAAGGGGCUGCUGAGCGAGAGGACGCCGCCCGCAGCACAGUCCUCGCCUUGCAUCGUGCCCAUUUUGAAGGACGGCAGGCAGGCCAGCGCCACGCAUUACAUCCUCCUUCCACCUCGCCAAAGGACGGACCGGAGAGGACGACUGUUGAGCGAACCUGCCAGGAUGGCUAACCAGUGGCAGAACAGAUAAUUAUAUAAUCAUUCUAAAUGUGCAUCAAAUCAUUCCUAUCAACCUUUCCAAUGACUUUUUGGUUAGUCAACAAACCAUUUUGAUGCCAUACCAAGUUUCUAACAAGGAUACCACCAUUUUUAUUUUUAUAAUUUAUUACAAUUUUAUAUAAAAAAAACAAAAACAUUUUUGGUAUCAUCUUAACCACACGUUGACAUUUAGUUGAAACUACGGGCCGAAUCUGGCCCACCAGUGUCCAAAAUCCGGUCCACGGGAAGUCCCAAGUUAAAAUGUGUGUGUGUGUGUGUGUGUGUGUGUGUGUGUGUGUGUGUGUGUGUAUAUGUGUGUGUG